Molecule: messenger RNA, 4313 nt
Organism: Rubroshorea leprosula
Lineage: Eukaryota; Viridiplantae; Streptophyta; Magnoliopsida; Malvales; Dipterocarpaceae
Source: the annotation of a GenBank genome assembly
GUAAUUAAUCUCUACGCUUCUCUCUUUGCAAUUACUUCUUGAGAGCAUCUCUCUUUAGAAUAUUGAGUAUUGUUGACUUGAUCGUCGGAGUGUUUUCCCCGAAGAAACAUCCUCGGAAUUUUCAGGUGUAGAAGCAGUUAAGGACUUCAACAGUGUUGGACUACGAAGCUGCUCAAAUAUUUGGCACCGUCUGUGGGAACCCGAACAAGAAGUUGUGUAGCCUAACCUGCUGAAAGGCAAAAUGGUUCGUACUUUUACUGGAAGUCGCCCUCCAAGAAAUGAAAUGGACGAACAGGAGGACACUCAAUUGUCUGAACCCGGCUUGAAUGAUUUUAGGCCAAUGCCAAGAAACCUUUUUGUUGGAGGAGCAGAACAGGAUCAACUAAGAACAAGGCAAAGACAUCCCAGACCAGGCAACUCACAGCAAGAACGACCUGAAAGGUCAAUUGAGCCUACUCGGACAACCGAGCUCGAAGAGAGAACUAGAGUUCUUGAAAUGGCAAUGGGUAAAAUCCUUGCCCGCCUGAUCCCUGAUGACCCCCUGAUUCCUUUGUUGAACAGGGAUGCACAGCCAGCUGUUGUUGUUGCAACUCGAAACUCCCCCACUCUGAGCAAUAUAAUAGUACCGACCAAACCAAGGGGAAGUGAGAAGUUAAAUAAUGAGCCUAGCUCGUCCAAGCACAGUGAAGAACUGAUGAGUAAGAAUGCAGACCUUGAAAGGCAGUUACGAGAUGUACAGAAAUCCAUUGACGAGCUGAAGAGUCCCAGGUCGCACCAACAAACCCUAGAUUUGGAUAAUGCGCCACUAAACCUAUCCAUCACAGCGGAACCGUACCAAGAGGGAUUCAAAAUCCCCCACCUAGAGACGUAUGAUGGCUCGGGUGACCCAGAUGAACAUCUGCACACCUAUCAGGCCAUCAUGAGAAUCCAAAAUGCCAAUGAUGCCAUGAUGUGCAAAGUGUUCCCAGCGACACUGAAGUCAACGGCCAGAAGAUGGGAGAUCAAACGCACAGCGACCGAGCUGAUGCAAGUUCAUAAGAAGGAAGGGGAAUCUCUGAGGGACUACAUGCAGCGAUUUAACAAAGUCACUUUAGACAUCGAUAACGUCCCCGAUACCAUCUGCUUGUCUGCCUUAUUGCAUGGUUUGAAGCGUGGUCGGUUCCUGGACAACCUGCUAGAAAACCCACCAAAGACGUGGAACGAAGUGAAUGACAGAGCGUACAGGGGACGUCAAUUUAAUAGGCGAGGCCAAGGACAGAGAACCGCCACCCAGAACCAAAAAGACAGGAAGGGGGUAGGCUAUGCUGGGAUACCCCCGACCUCGGGCACAAUAAACAUGAUCUCGGGUGGUAUACACUCUGGAGGCCAAAGCGCUCGAGGUCGUAAAGCAUAUGCCCGACAGGUGAUGACCGUCAACAAGAACAGACCUUUGAAGCGGCCAUUCGAGGAGGCAGAGUGGGAGAAUGCGCCUAUUACAUUCAGCCCGGCAGAUUACAAAUAUCUUAUACUAGAGCUGUUUCCAAAAGAUGUAACUGAAUUCGAGCUCGCUGUAGAAGGGGUAGGAAUACUAAAUGGGAAUCAGAAAAUGACUAGAGCCUGUUAUCAAGAUACAUUUAAGAAGGUUGAGCUCGCUGUAGCCCCGAGAGGCUCUUUUGGAGGUAAUAUGUCGACUCAGCCCGAUCAACAGACAAUGAGCAUAGCAGACAUUGAGCAUCAACCUGAGGGUGUCGAACAGAAAGCAGAGCCAGUAGAGCCAGUAGAAAUAGUCCCUUUAAACCUUGAUGUGCCAGAAAGAACAGUCAAGAUCGGCACCAAGCUCACAGAAGAAGAACGAGCAAAGAGAGUUGAAUAUUCGGAGUGGGUGUCCAACCCUGUGCUCGUCAAAAAACUGAACGGCAAGUGGAGAAUGUGUAUUGAUUUCACCAACUUAAAUGAGGCAUGUUCAAAAGACCCUCAUCCCUUACCAAAUGUGGAGAAGCUGGUCGAGCGGGCAGCUGGGCACGAGCGGAUGAGUUUCUUUGACGCUAGCUUAGGGUACCACCAGAAGCUGGUGCAAAUCAUCUUUAAACUCCAGAUCGGCAGGAACAUAGAAGUAUAUGUGGAUGACAUGAUAGUCACCAGUGUGCGAGUUGAGGACCAUAUAGCCGACCUGAGUGAGACGUUUCAGAAUUUGCGCCAAGCCCAGAUGAAGUUGAAUCCCCUGAAGUGCACGUUCACUGUAGAAUCAGGAAAAUUCCUAGGGUACGUAGUAUCCAAGAAAGGAAUUGAAGUAAACCCAGAGAAGAACUACCCAUUAGCGGAAAAGGCUGCUUUUGCCCUGGUCUACACAGCUCGUAAGUUGAGAGCUUACUUCCAAUCCCAUCAAAUUGUUGUCUAUACUGAUAUGCCGUUGAGGAAGAUAUUGCAGAAACCAGAACUCUCUGGUCGGCUUAUCGGAUGGAGUGUCGAGCUGAGUGAGUACAACCUCAAAUUUCAGCCGCGCACAACCAUAAAGGGCCAGGCUGUGGCAGACUUCCUAGUGGAGUGUAUCUCGGCAACUGUGGAAGAAAAGGCACCCAAGCACCUAGUUUGGGUCUUGUAUGUUGAUGGAGCUGCUAACAUUAAAGGAUCGGGUGCUGGGGCUGUGUUAUUGGGCCCAGACGGUUUUAAAUCCGAGCAUGCAUUAAGAUUUAAAUUUCAGACUAUUAAUAAUGCUGCGGAAUAUGAAGCCCUCAUUUAUGGCUUGAAGCUGGCGUCCGAGCUGAAAGCGCAGAGCAUUAAGGUGUUCAGUGAUUCUCAGCUCGUGGUGGGCCAAGUGAAUGGCAGUUGUGAAAUCAAGGUUCCUCAGCUUGGUCGCUAUGCCUCUGUGGUCAACAGACUGAAGUCGAGAUUUGCCUCCUUCCAGAUAAACAAGAUACCCAGAGCAGAUAACCAACGAGCUGACGAGCUGUCAAAAUUAGCCUCCUCACAAGAUAUCAACCCUCAUAGCACAGAGCCCUCUUCACCGAGCUGGACUACCCCGCUCAUAGAUUAUCUGCAUAGUGGCGAGCUGCCUGAAGAUCCAUCUGCUGCAAAGUUGAUUAAACGCAGGGCGGCUCAUUUCACUUUGUUAGAUAAUCAGCUCUACAAACGAGCAGCCUCAAUGCCCCUAUUACGUUGCCUCACUCCUUAUGAAGCUGAAUACGUUGUGAGGGAAGUUCAUGAAGGAGUAUGUGGCACACACAUAGGUGGUAGAACUUUAGCUCAGAAACUCUUGAGGCAUGGGUAUUACUGGCUAACUAUGGUUGAGGACGCACAGAACUAUGUUAAAAAGUGCCCGACCUGCCAGUUCAACGCUGAUGACAUUCACAGCCAGGUAUUUGAGCUCGUCCUAAAGCUCAUGCAAACUUCAUUCGACCUGCUCUGCCCUUUUGUGAAAGGUAAAGGAGGUUGCACCUACCUUGUUGUCGCGGUGGAUUACUUCACCAAAUGGAUAGAAGCUAAACCAUUGUCCAUGACAACAGAAAAGAAAAUAGAAGAAUUCUUGUUCAAUUCAAUAUUGUGCAGGUUCGGUAUUCCUAAACGGAUCAUCGCAGACAAUGCCGAGUCCGCCAAUAAAAUCGUCUUGCGAGGCCUCAAGAUGCGUGUUUUGGUUGCACAUUCUAAUUGGGUUGACGAGCUCAAUAAAGUGCUUCGGUCAUGUCGCACUACACCCAGUUCGACCACAGGCAAAACCCCAUUCAGCCUAGCGUAUGGAGCAGAGGCCGUCAUCCUUAUUGAGGUCGGAUUGCCAUCUGAUAGAUCAGAUCGCCAUGACAAUCUUAAUAAUGAGCAACUUUUAAGAGAGAACCUAGACCUUGUAGAAGAGGUUAGGGAGAUGUCUCGAAUAAGAAACAUGGCGCAUCAAAGUCGUGUUAUAAAAUUUUAUAAUAAAAGAGUUCGAGCACGCCAGUUUCAGGUCGGCGAUUUGGUUCUACGCAAAGCUGGAUUAUGUUGGAGCGGGCUCUUGAAAGCUGCAGCCGGCUCUGGUGAAUUGGAAGCGCAGAGAGCUGGCUCUGGAAGCUGCAGCCGGCUCUACGGGCAAAAAUUUGAAGACCGUUGUUUGGCACGCGUGGAGAAAAGACGGAAAGCCGGCUCCAACUUUGCAGCCGACUUCGGCUCUCGAGGAAAACAGAAUGGUUUGCAAACCCGGAUAGCCGGCUCUGGAAGUGUAAGCAGAGCCGGCUCUAAGAAGUUAAGCCGGCUCUCCUGACAAUCCUGCAACUCGAGCUUUGUGUCCUACAGGGCAUUUAAUGACCCCCAACGGCUAGAAAUGGCUAUUUUCGAGCAAGGGGCUAUAAAUAUGGUUCGUAACA